Amborella trichopoda is the source of this 2647-nucleotide messenger RNA. Its product is annotated as 3-beta hydroxysteroid dehydrogenase/isomerase family protein. The record is from RefSeq and is a predicted model, not a curated record. Gene Ontology annotation, molecular function: oxidoreductase activity, acting on the CH-OH group of donors, NAD or NADP as acceptor. NCBI's taxonomy places the organism in Eukaryota, Viridiplantae, Streptophyta, Magnoliopsida, Amborellales, Amborellaceae. Gene Ontology annotation, biological process: steroid biosynthetic process; response to bacterium.
AAGGAAACACAGAAAGAGAGAGAGAGAGCACCUAUUUAUAACAGGUAAUAUAUGGUGAAUAAAUACCCUGGAAUGCUCAUUAAGCAUUGUACUCACUUCUGCAUUAAACCUGCAGAGCACACUCUUUCUCUAUAGUAAUAUCUCUCUCUCUAGGACAGAGAAGGUACACUGAGGGACCUAUAGGCUCAAUCGGCCUUUACUGCAUCUGUGAAGUUGGAGGGAGAGACUACUAAAUCUGUUUCUUUAACGGAUGAGAGAGAGAGGGUUGAUCCCUCUCUUUCUCCCUCUCUCUACACCCGCUUCCUUCCUCUCUCCUCUGUAUCCCCUCGCUCUUGUCCUAGAACUGUUUCUUGCUUCUGUCUCAUCAACCCUAACCCCCCUUUGUUGUCGCAAGUUCUUCUAUAUCCCUCUUGAAGCCCUAACCCUAUCGAUCCGCCCUCUCUCUUUAAGUUUUCCUUCAAACCCUAGAUCCAUUUACAGAUGACAAUACAAAAGUGGAAAAGGUGUGUUGUAAUAAUUCCUUUUGCCAUCAAAUGAUUUAUAAAACCGUUUCUACCUCAAUAAUGGUUAAGACCAGCCAAACACCAUCAAGUUUGGUGGAUUGACGGCGUAGGAGAGACAGUGGGUCAAACCAAGUGAUGAAGGACCUUAAGUCGUAGGUCUCCCUCUUUAUCUGACACCGUCCGUCUGUGAAAUCAAUGAUGUUAGGCUUGUCUCUAUCUUGUUUAGGAUUUACACACAGGCAUCGACGGUAUCGGAAAAUAGUGAUAUCUGGAUCAUCGGUUGUAUUUCAUAUGUAUACCCCUGACCGAUCUGUAAAUGAUUUUGAAACUCUCUAUGCUCACAUAGUUCAAGGUACAAGAAAUGUGAUCAGAGCCUGUCAAGAAUGCAAUGUCAAGAAGCUUAUAUAUAACAGUUCAGCUGAUGUAGUUUUUGAUGGUGUGCACAGUAUAGACAAUGGGGAUGAGUUCUUGCAAUUCCCAAAUAAAUAUGAAGACCCCCGCAAUGAUUUAAUCGGUCAGGCAGAGUUGAUGGUUUUGUUUGCCAAUGGUAAUGGUGAUUUGUUAACUUGUGCAUUACGCCCAAGCAAUCUUUUUGGGCCUCAAGAUGCACCUUUGGUUCCAUAUUUUGUGAAAGCAGCAAAGGAUGGAUGGUUUAAGGCCAUCUUCGGGGAUGGUCGAAACAAGUGGGACUUUACUUAUGUGGAGAAUCUUGCCCAUGCCCAUAUUUGUGCAGAGCAAGCUCUACAAUCCCUGAAGGAUCCAGUUUCUGGAGGGGUAUUUUUUAUCACUAAUUUGGAACCGAUGGUAAUUUGGGAUUUUGUUUCUUCUGUACUGGAAGCUAUGCGAUAUGAAAGCCCCAGCUUCCAUAUUCCUGUUGCACGAUUCAUGGUCUUCAUAGAGGCAAUGGAAAGGGUCUAUAAAAAUUUGUGUUCUUACAUAAAUCUUCCACCCUUACCACUAAGCACCUCAAGUCUCCACUUAUUCACUUGUACCAAGACAUUCAAUUGCUCCAUAGCUCAAAAACAUAUCGGCUAUGCACCAAUUGUCUCUAUGGAGGAAGGUAUUGAGUGGACUGUUGAAUCAUACUUCCAUUUAGCGAGAGAUAUAUCUUUCUUAAAAAACAGGGAUUUAAACCAGCCAUCAAAGGCAUAUAAACUGCUCGGCUGUGGAAGAGUUGCUGAUGUAAUUUUGUGGCGUGACGAAAAGAAGACUUUCUCUCUCUUAAUCACCCUGGCUUUCUUUUUCCAUUGGUUUCUUCUCUCCGGGCGGCCUUUUAUUUCAUCUGCUGCAAAGCUCUUUCAGCUGGUUUUUGUCUUCUUGUUCUUACAUGCAUGUCUCCCAUCCUCAAUAUUGGGGUACUCCAAGCCAAAGAUUCCAGCUUCUUAUUUUGAAGUCCCUGAGACUCGCUUACGGGAUGCAUUGAUUUUCACGGCAUCAGCCUGGAACAGAAGUGUUGCUAUGUUACAUUAUAUCGCUCAAGGAAACGACUGGAAAAACUUCCUUAAGGCAUUGUGUUCCCUAUAUUUGCUCAAGUUGCUCCUGUAUCUUCCCUUUGCAGCUGUGCUUCUAGUAGGUUUAGUUUUGGUGUUUAGUGCUUUCCAUGUGUAUGAGCAAAAGGAAGAGGAGGUUGAUAGAAUCUUGAAACAUAUGACCACUGUUAUGAGAAGGGUUAUGAGAUCAGUGAUGAGGAAAUUGCCUGCUCAUUUGACGGUUUAUCUUUCAAGCAAUUUCUCUCAAGCCCAGGAUGAGACUGCAAAAGAUUCUUAAUCUGUUUUCUGUGUUCGCUAUGAGAAGUAGUUGCCCUUUGUGCAUCUGAUAAUGCAUCUUUUUACGAUCCUACAAGAAGAGAAUCAAACAUGAACAUGAUCUAAGCAACUGCCAUUUUUGGGGAGAUAACCACCACGUUUACGGUCUAAGAUUUCUUUUUUACCAUGAUAAUGGUCGAGUCCUAUUACUGAUAUAAUGACAUUGUAAUGGGGAUCGUAACAGGGAUAAUGCCCGCUACUGAAAAUGAGACAGGAAACUGGAAAUAAUACCAAGAGUGAGAAAGGGCAAUUGUCAUUAUAGUGAUGUGAAUAACUAAUUUCUUUUUGACAUGGAUGGUCUCUAUAAGCUUGGUCCUUACAGUGAAACUGCUUGAUUAA